GUUGAGUUUUGGAAAAAGGUUCGAGUUUGCAGUGCGUUUUCUAGUCUCGCGUGAAAAAGUGUUGCUAAAAUCAGCUGGAUUUUGUGCAAAUCAUGUCGGAGUAGUGCCGAAUAUAUAUUCGCGACGCUGCGACAUCAUCGUUGAAGCACUUCCCACAGUUGCAGUCAACGGAAGCGAAUCCGUGUGACGGAUACAACGAGGAGGAAGAGGAAGCGGAACAGACCGCCAGGAUGGAGCUUUCGCACAGUCUCACGCUGAACGAGGCAGCCCUCGCGCAGCUUCCCGAGCAGAAGCGACCGGUGUUCAUCUUCGAGUGGUUGCGCUUCCUGGACAAGGUGCUGGUGGCGGCGCAAAAAUCCGACAUCAAGGGCUGCCAGAAGAAGCUGGUGGAGCAGCUGACCCAGCACAUCCAGGGGGCACCGGGGCCACCGACGCGUAAGCUCAUAGCUCGCUGCCUGGCCACCCUCUUCUCGGUCGGCGACACAUUCCUGCUGUUCGAGACGGUGAACAAGUGCAACGACAUACUGAAGAACAAGGAUGACUCGCCCAGCUACCUGCCGACGCGGUUGGCAGCGACCUGCGUGGUGGGCUGCAUGUACGAGAAGCUCGGCCGCAUGAUGGGCCGAUCGUACGAGGAAACGGUACAGAUCCUGCUGAAAUCGCUCAAGAACGCCGAAUCGCAGUCGCGCAUCGAAAUCAUGAUGACGCUGGAGAAGGUGUGCGCCGGCAUGGGUUCGGCCAUCUCGAACGUGCACAAGGACAUCUACAAGGCGGUCCGGUACUGCCUGACCGAUCGCGUGAUGGCGGUCCGCGUGGCGGCCUCCAACUGCCUGCUGGAGAUGACGAAGCACGCACCGUUCCUGUACACGACCGAGCUGGAAAGUUUGGCGUCGCUGUGCUUCCGUGCGUUCGACAGCUGCAACUACGAGGUACGGUGUGCCGUGGCCAAACUGCUCGGUACGCUCAUCGCUUGCACGCAGAACGGCAGCUUGCGUAACUUUAGCAGCAUGACGGCGUCCUCGUCGAGCACGAAAUCGCUGCGCCCGGUGUCGCUGGACGAGGCGCUCGGCGUUCUGAUGGCUGGCUUUCUCCGGGGCGGCGUGUCGUUCCUGAAGGGUACCGGGGAGAUUAUUAAGGGCAGUUCGGGUGUAAACCGCGAGGUACGGGUGGGUGUUACACACGCGUACGUCGUGUUCGUGCAGACCAUGGGCGGGUUGUGGUUGGAACGCAACAUGCAAUCGUUUCUGGUGCACGUGCUCGAUCUGGUGGCGAAUCCGAAGGCGGCCUCGUCGCACGUGGAUGCGGUGUACUCGCGCAAGUGCAUCAACUUUAUCCUGCGCUCCGUCAUCGGGAAGAUGCUGGGCGAGAAGGCGCAAUCGUCCGCCUGCAAAGAGCUGAUCCAUCUCAUCGCCAAGCAGAUGAACUCGAUCGAUUUCAAUCCGGAAAAUGCCAAGGACUCCAACCAGGAGACACUGUUCAGUCAGCAUCUGCUCGUGUGCGCCCUGCAGGAGCUGGGCAGCUUGGUGCUGCUGCUCGGUACGACGGCCCAAAACCUUCUGGCCGAUCAGCAGCUGAACUUUAUCGAUGCCGUCUGUGCGGUGCUCAUACAUCCUUGCAUGGCCGCUCGGCUGGCGGCGGCCUGGUGUUUACGGUGCGUUUGCGUAGCCGUACCGAGCCAGAUCACGCCACUGAUCGAUCGGUUUAUAGAGGCGAUCGAAAAGAUGCGCACCUCACCGGACGCCAUCUCCGGGUACAGUGGGGCUCUGGCGGCCGUCCUCGGUGGGGUACGGUAUUCUCCACUCGGCAUACCGCACACACGGGGGAAAGUCAUCUUUAACACGGCCGAAGAGCUGCUCCGUACGGCUAGUCAAAACAGUCGCCUGUCAUUGAACCGAACGCAGGCGGGAUGGUUGCUGAUUGGAGGCAUCAUGACGCUGGGCGUUCCGGUGGUGAAAGGGUUGCUGCCGAGGAUGCUUCUACUUUGGCGCAACGCGUUCCCACGCUCGACGAAGGAGCUGGAGUCGGAGAAGGCUCGCGGGGACGCCUUUACCUGGCAGGUCACGCUUGAGGGCCGCGCUGGGGCAUUAUCGGUAAUGCACAGCUUCCUGCUGCAUUGUCCGGAGCUAGUGACGGAUGAUAUUACGCGCCGACUGCUGACGCCGAUUGAAAGUGCGCUGGCCAUGCUGAUCAACAUAACAUCCGUGUUGAAAACCUACGGACAACACCUGAAGGCCCCGACGGCCAUGGUACGACUGCGGCUGUACGAAACACUCUCCCUGUUGCCGGCGACCGCCCUCGAGUCGUCUUAUACGCACCUACUCCGGAUGCUCGUGUCGGAGUUCACGCUGACGGAAAAUCCGGCCAACACGACCACCUCUUUUCUACGGCAGAUGUGUCACGGUAACGAUUCGAUCAUACUCGGCACCUGGCUGCAGGACACCGACCAUCGCACAAUCGAGGACCAGCUUCAACCGAACAGUGCUGCCGGUUCCGGUGCACUGGAGCAUGACGCCUGCUGCCUGUAUCGUGCGAUCGCCCCCGGUGAGCAGUGUCCGGGUCCGCUACCACUCGGUGUGGCCGUUAUCGACAUGUCCGUGACGCUGUUUGGGCUGAUCUUCCCGAAGGUGGCGAACAAACACCGUCUGCAGAUGCUCGAGCACUUUGGCGAGUGCAUUAAGCACGCCAAAAGCUCCCGCCAGGAGGCGGUCCAGAUGAACAUCUUUACUGCGCUACUCAGCGGUUUGAAGGGGCUAACCGAGACGAAGUCGGCCAUCGGACAGGACGAUGUGAGGAAGAGUGCCACGAACUUGAUCAUCAACGCGCUGACUAGCGCGAAUCCGAUCCUCCGUUGUGCGGCCGGUGAAGCUUUGGGUCGUAUCGCGCAGGUGGUCGGCGAUUCGCGGGUAACGGCCGAGCUGGCACAAACCAGCUUCGAUCGGUUAAAAUCGGCCCGCGAUGUGGUGACACGGACGGGGCACUCGUUGGCGCUUGGAUGUUUACAUCGGUACGUCGGAGGAAUGGGUUCGUCGCAGCAUUUGAAUACGAGUGUUUCGAUUCUACUGGCCCUUGCCCAGGAUGGCAGUUCCCCCGUGGUGCAGGUGUGGUCACUGUACGCCCUCUCACUGAUAGCGGACUCCGGAGGGCCCAUGUUCCGAGGGUACGUCGAGCCAACGCUUUCGCUCGCCCUGAAGCUUCUCCUGACGGUUCCGCAGUCGCACGUGGACGUACACCAGUGCAUCGGUCGGGUGCUGAGUGCGUUGAUUACGACGAUCGGCCCGGAACUGCAGGGUGAUUCCAAUUCCGUAGCAACCGCACGCGCGUCGUUCCUCUGUGCGGCGGCCAUCAUGCAGGCGCACUCGGAUCCGCUCGUGCAGGCGGAAGCAACCGGUUGCCUACAGCAGUUACACCUCUUCGCUCCACGAAAUGUCAACCUGUCGUCGCUAGUUCCUAAUCUGUGUCAGAACCUUAGCAGUAACUAUUUGACGUUGCGGAAGGCGGCCGUCUCGUGCUUGCGGCAGCUGACGACCCGUGAAGCGAAGGAGGUUUGUGAGCACGCGGCCAACCUGGUGAGCGACGAGGAUCGGUACGCACUCUCGGACUACGGGCUGCCGGGCGUUUUGUUCGGAAUGCUCGACACGGAAAGCGACAGUCAGAUGGUACGAAACAUCCACGACACAAUCACCUCGAUGCUGCAGAUCCUGGCGGCGGAGAACCUGUCGCAGUGGUUGAGCAUGUGCAAGAACGUGCUGACGGUGGCAUCGGAUGCUUCCGUUGGGGCAGAUGGUGGUGGUUCGAACCCCACCGGAAGUGGUGCCGCAGGGGCAGGAGGAGCCGGAGCUGGUGGAGCUUCCGGAUCGGGAAAGGAUGGAGCAACCGGCACUACCGAUGGUGACGGAAACGAUGCCGACGAUGACGAUGACGACGAUGAUGAUGAUGAUAACAUCGAGUUCCACGCAGAAGACCACCAGGCGACCCAUCCGGCGGUACAACCACGCUGGCCAACGCGUGUCUUUGCCGCCGAAUGUGUCCGCAAGGUGAUCGCCACCUGCGAGAAUGCCAGCUCGAACCACUUCGAUCUGGUCGCUGCGAAGGAGAUGCAGAUGACGAAAUCGAGGGGCGAUUUUCUGGUGCUACACUUGUCCGACCUAAUCCGGAUGGCAUUUAUGGCGGCAACGAGCGAUUCCGACCAGCUCCGGCUGGAGGGACUGAAGACGCUGCAAGAAAUCAUCGACAAGUUUGCGCACGUCCCAGAGCCGGAAUUUCCCGGCCAUCUGCUGCUCGAGCAGUUCCAGGCGCAGGUUGGGGCCGCAUUGCGGCCAGCGUUCUCGCAGGAUACACCAUCGCACGUGACCGCGGCCGCUUGCGAGGUAUGUAGCGCGUGGAUUGGAUCCGGUGUGGCACGGGACCUGAACGAUUUGCGCCGUGUCCAUCAGCUGCUGGUGUCGAACCUGAGCAAAUUGAACAGCCGCACCAAUAGCACGCAGCUUUACAACGAAAGUAUGGCAACGCUGGAGAAGCUGAGCAUCCUGAAGGCCUGGGGUCAGGUAUACAUCAUGGCAAUGGUGGGACACGGGGCAGCACCGGCUAGUCAGAUGCUGAAAACACUCCACACCGUUUCGGGUGGCCAAUCACUGUCGUCGUCAACGGCACAACCGAAGGAAUUCAACCGUCUCGCGUUCGACGAAGAGUUUGGUGAUUUCGAGAGCCGCGGGGAAAGCUUGCUCUCGCUGGUACAACCCGAACUGGACAACCUCUCCAAGCACUGGCUGGCGGCACUGAAGGACUACGCGUUGCUUUCCCUCCCGGCCGAGUACGCCAGCCAGCUACCGCACGAUGGUGGUGCAUUCUACACGAACGACACGAUGAACCUUUCGAAACCGCACUAUCUGAUCUCGUGGCCACCGAUUCUGUACGCCGCAGCACUCUGGCUGAACGCGGAAGGGUUCGUCAAGGGUGAGCACAGGCUGUCCCAGGAGCAGGAGGAAGACAAAGCGAACGCGAACGAUGUAGCUUCGCUGGCGGCACCGGGAAGCAGAGGGCAGUCGGGCUCAACACCGACGGUGCCCACGAUUUCGCACGGUAGCCUAAGUGCCGAUCGGUUCCAUCUUAUUUUUGGCAUCUGCAUGGAAGCGCUGUGCAGUACGAGGACGAACGAAAAGCUGGACAGCGUUAUCGCGUGUCUGCAGUCGUUGUACACCAUCUUCGACUCGCAGUGGUCACGGGAGAUGCUGAUGGAGAACAAAACUCUACCGGUCGAGCUGUGUAACGUGCUGCACCGGUUAAUCCUGACGCGUGACAGCGUGGAGGUUCAGUAUCUGUGCAUUUCCAUUCUCAAGCAAACGAUCGCCGCGGCCAAUGAGUGUCUGGAGCGGGAGAAAAAUGACGAACGAAGAAAGCUUAUGGUUGCAAACGGCCCCAGUAGUGGUGGUGGUGGUGGGGGGGAGGAAGGGACGAAGGGAGAAAAUGGGAACGAUGAACCGGCGGAGGAAGCUAGCGGAACGAUCGAUGUUGACUACCUCGGCGAAGGAGGUGAAGAGGGUGAGAUCCUUCCGGGCAAGUCGUUAGUGUACGCCGUGCUGGAAGUGGUCCUAUGCCUGCUGGCAAGACAAAUACCAAACAUGAAUCCAUCGCAAAGUACACGCGUGGCCAACGAGCAGCUGCAGCGGCAACUGGCCCAGGCCCAGCACGGUCUCAUCAAGCUCGGUGACGAUAACAGUCUGCUGGUAGCGAAUGCCAUCCAGAGUUUGAACGACCUACCGAAACUCUGCUCGCCACUCGGGGCCCUCUCGAUCCUACCCACCAUCCUGUACCUUACGACGGGCGUAAUCAAGGAGGUGGCCACCAAGUCGGUGCACGACGAGUCGCUGACUGCCGGCACGAACGUGGUGCAGGUGGCGGUGCAGCUACUGCGAACGCUUGCCACCGACCGGUACGGGAAGCACGAGCAGUCCGGCGAAGAAUGGCGCAAACUGCUCCAGAGUGCGCUCGGUCGCAUAAUCGACCUCACGAAGACGGGCUGCGAGGAAACGAAGAUGGACGAGGUGACGGUGAUGCUGGCGAUAGCGGUCUUUCUGCUGCACUCACCGUCGGCCGUGGUUUCGGUACCGAACUUGCAGUACCCGUGCAUCAAUCACUUCCGGCAGUGCUUUCAGAGUGCGUCGCUGCCGGUACGCCUGAAGUGCGUCCAGACGAUGCGAUCGAUCUUUGCCAACGCCGACCUGAAGGUGUCGACGCCGUACAUCCACGCACUGGCACCACGGCUGAUCGAGCACCUCUACUCGGAGCAGGCGCGCAAUCCAACGAACGAACAAGAGCUAGCGCUGGUGGUCGAAGGCGUAACGACGGUGGAAACGUUGAUCGCGCUGGCCGAACCACAGAAUCGAAUUCAAAUGCUCACAUUGCUCGUCCCGAUCCUUAUCAACUAUUUGGACGAUCCGGACAAACAACAGCAGCCACAGCAACGAGGAGGCUCCAUUAGCGCAAAGCCAACGACAAAGUACACGAACGCACUGAACGACCAUGCCAUCCAGUGGCUGAUGAAGAUUGGACCAAAGUAUCCACAGGAGUUCAAGACCCUGAUGGCGCAGGCACCGGAGCUCCGGCGCAAGCUAGAGGCGGCCAUCAAGCGCAGCCAGAUGAACGCGUCCCUGCAAAAGAGCAAGAGUGAGGCGGCGAACGCGGCCGCACGAAACAGUGCCGCCCAGCAGCAGAAGCCCACGAUCCAGCUGAAGACGGACUUUAGUAAUUUUAACUUUGCCUAAACGAGAAAAAAAAGGCCCGGGUUGACGCUGGUUCAACCUCCUCCCGUAUUUAUCGAUCAAACGCCGUGAGGGAUUGUGAAUGUGUGUAAUAUGUAUGCCCUAAUGCUAUGUGUUUCCUUCACUCUCUUCCUAAUCCAUUAGACUUAACUAUUAUUUAUGCAGAAACUACCAGCCCCUGCCGAUAAUAUGGCCCCGAAUGUAUAACUUACCGGAUGGGAACGACGCGCUUUGCCCUAACAGUAGGCAAACAAGCAAUUGGUGUUAACUUGGCCUAGGCCUCACGCUCCUAUAACGUAAAUCAAUUUCCCUUCCCUACGUAGACGAACAAUUAGUUUAGAAAAUAAAAUAUUAAACGACUCAUAUAGGA
Anopheles coustani is the source of this 7128-nucleotide messenger RNA. Its product is annotated as HEAT repeat-containing protein 5B. Gene Ontology annotation, cellular component: membrane; Golgi apparatus; endocytic vesicle. Gene Ontology annotation, biological process: retrograde transport, endosome to Golgi; intracellular protein localization; endocytosis. The transcript has 5 exons. Lineage: Eukaryota; Metazoa; Arthropoda; Insecta; Diptera; Culicidae. The record is from RefSeq and is a predicted model, not a curated record. The coding region runs from base 231 to 6761 and encodes 2176 amino acids.